AAGCUCGGUGCAAUAAAAAUCUUGAAACUUUUUUAUUUGAACCGGGAAAAUGGACCGGCUUUAGCCAAAAAGCAAAGGGACCGGCAUUGCGGCUUGGCGAUUCUGUGGCUGUGGGACGUAUUGUCAGACCUAAAUAUAAUAAAAGGAUCCUAACUAUUAACUAUGAGCCAUGAGGAGAGGACAUUAUUAAUUAUUGUUAAUUUUAUUUAAAAUUGCCCUUUUUUUUCUCCUCUUAGUAACCCUAACCCUAAUCCAAUAAACUAACAAAGGUUGUUAUUAUUCAUAUCUAUGCCACUCGUUUCUUCUUCCUGGCCCUUUUUCUUUCUCUCCCCUCUUCCGUUUCUGCCGUUUCAAGGGUGGCCGUACCAUCGUCGGCCUCAAAAUCUCGAUCUGAGCGGAGACUUUUUUUUUUUUUUUUUUUUUAUCUUUUCUCGCAGUUUAGCGUUUUAGAGAUUCUAGCUAAGUCCGGUGUCGGAUCCAAAAAUUUCUUAAAAGUUUCAGCUGAUUAAGGGGAUUUGGUGUUUGCUGAUGGCUAAUAGCUGGUUUGGAAAUUUUAUUGGGAAUUUUGAUGGAUAAAAGUUGCUAAUAUUUAAGUGAUUUUGAUUUAUUGCGACAGAAUUUGUUUGGGAUUCAAGAUUUAUUUUACUGUUCAUAGAAAAAAAAUACUGCUCUUCAAGUAUUAAUGCAACGAUUGAAUUUGAAUAAAAUAUUAUCAGUGAUUUAGAUAAGAAAAUAUCCGAUUUAAAGACCGUGGAGAGGCUCCUUGGAAACCACUUCUUUUCGUUUAGGCUAAUAAUAAAAAUAAAAUAAAAUAAUAACCAUAGGAAAAGUAGACUUGUCCUUUUCGCAGAACAAAACGGCACCGUUGAACUUGGAUAAGAAAAGGGCCGCGAGAUUCUGGGUUUUGCUAAAGGUGUGCUAUGCUCAUCCUUAUUUCUCCAUUUUCAGGUUGAUGAAUUGGAGUGUUUCAAAUCCAUCAACUCCUAACGCCAACCCUCUCCGAGGCUUCUAUUGCAAAGAGUCUACUAUCUCAGCUUAAGUUUUGGGCAUUUUGGGAUUUCAUGGUUGAUUAUAAUUAUUAAAAGGGUCAACAAAUUGGAAGCAAAAUUUGGGAAACAGACUCUGCUAUCAUUGUUACUUGGUUAGGAUUGUUUCUAUAUUCCUUUGCCAAAUUAUAUCUUCUAUUGCUUGAAAUUACUUGGUUGUUAAGAAAAUGUUAUCCCUUCAUGUUGGAAUUGCUCCGAAAUCCUUUUCGCCUCGUCUUGUAGUAAACAUUGAUCAUAAUUCCUGCACCUUGCUACCUAUUUCUAAUUUUACUCCUAGUACUCUUAGUCAGUCAUUCCAAUGCUUGCCAUCUAGUUUACACCAUAGCCGCGCUUUAAAAACUUUCCCUUGCUUUGCUAUUUCAAGCAAAUCAGAUUCGAAGCCUGACCAUGACCCUGAUGCUGAAGCUUUUUUGAACCCUAAAUCUAAAGCUGAAACAGGAAGCCAUAACAAAAAGUAUGUUGUUUCCCGUAACAAAGAUGAAAUUCCUGAUAAAAGCUUCCCAACAACCAUUCCUAAGAAGCCAAGACGUGGUCGUAGGAGUGAAGCCGUAGCUGUUGAAGAUUUUAUUCGUGACUCACUUGAAAAGACAUUUGAAUCAAUCCGGUGGCAGAGUCCAGAAGCUUUUGAGAAUAACGAAAAUGUGAUGAAGGAUAGACUUGAAAAUGAGUUUGAUUCUGACAGUAGCAGUGAUGAGGAUGAGGAGGAGGAGGAGGAUAGUGAGGUUGCUGGUAGAAGAGGAAAGAAGAUGGUAGUGGAAGAGGACGAUCCAGAUUGGCCUUUGGAUGCUGAUGUUGGUUGGGGAAUCAGGGCAUCGGAGUACUUUGAGCAGCACUCAAUUAAGAAUGUAGUUGGCGAAGAUGGUUUUGAGAUUGACUGGGAAGGAGAGAUUGAUGAUAGCUGGGUAAAGGAGAUUAACUGUCUGGAGUGGGAGAGCUUUGCUUUCCAUCCAAGCCCGCUAAUUGUUCUUGUAUUUGAGAGAUACAACAGGGCAACUCACAAUUGGAAGACUUUGAAGGAGCUGGAGAAGGCGAUCCAGAUAUAUUGGAAUGCCAAGGACCGAUUACCUCCUCGGGCAGUGAAACUGGAUAUCAAUAUUGAGAGAGAUUUAGCUUAUGCUCUUAAAGUCAGGGAAUGCCCCCAGAUUUUAUUUUUACGUGGAAACCAGUUUGUGUACAGGGAGAAAGAGUUUCGCACAGCUGAUGAAUUGGUCCAAAUGAUUGCUUGUUUCUACUAUAAUGCAAAGAAGCCUUCAUGGAUUGACAAGGCAGCCAUAUAUCGACCUUAUUAAGUGUGUAAUCCCCUAGCUUGCUGAACAUAAUGGACACCUAUGCUCAAAUGCAGAUCUAACACCAUGCUGUGAAAAGCAGAAAUUGACUCGGGGAAAACAUGAACAAGUAAUGAAUCAUCUUUCUUGAGACCAAUUAAUGUAUUUUUGUUGAGAAUUUACUUCUAUCACCUUCUGGACGAGUGCAUUUGUAAAUAACCUCCAUACAUUGUUGAAUUUCGGUUGAUGUUUCUGCAAUAGGUCUUUUGUUUUCCCUCUUUUUGGUUUUAAGUUAAUUCAUCCACUUAGCUGAAUCAUUUAUAUCAGCAACUUUCCUUCCUCAAAGUCCAUAAAUAGCUGCGUAUGUUCUUGUUUUUGUUUUGGUGCGAGAGGAAACAUUGCAAUUCAAUCCAGGGCAGGGGAACUUCAUUAGAAUCCAAGUAGAAUUUCCAGGACACAAGUGUCCCCCAUAGAAGUUUAUAAGUUUAUACAUUGGUCCCCAUAAAACUCAAGGAUGAUUUCAAAUGUUAAACCUCAUGUUGUUGAGGGGAAGAUCUCUGCCAGUUAAAUGUGAAAGUGAAAUAACAGCACGUGAAAAAUGAAGAUCAAGGUUCAUAUUCUUGAUAUGCGUCAGAAACUAAAUCAACUUUGCUUCACUUUACUGAAGAAUAUGCCAUCUCUUUGCAUGCUUUCUUGUGUUUUUAGGCAAAUAUUCUUCUGUAAUGGUGCACUGCCAGAAAAUGGAACAUUUCCGUAGGUUAGACUUUCCAAUGUCACAUAACUAUUUUGAAGGAACACGCUGGUUACCGAA
Durio zibethinus is the source of this 3122-nucleotide messenger RNA. Its product is annotated as thioredoxin-like fold domain-containing protein MRL7, chloroplastic. Gene Ontology annotation, cellular component: chloroplast stroma. Gene Ontology annotation, biological process: regulation of DNA-templated transcription; chloroplast organization. The record is from RefSeq and is a predicted model, not a curated record. Lineage: Eukaryota; Viridiplantae; Streptophyta; Magnoliopsida; Malvales; Malvaceae.